Messenger RNA from Hermetia illucens (black soldier fly), 686 nucleotides. RefSeq lists its product as uncharacterized. Lineage: Eukaryota; Metazoa; Arthropoda; Insecta; Diptera; Stratiomyidae. Bases 212 to 652 code for a protein of 146 amino acids. The record is from RefSeq and is a predicted model, not a curated record. The transcript is spliced from 4 exons.
GGCUUACAUGGCGAGCGUUCCUCGCUGAAUUCUUUCAAAGUAGUUGGGCUUGUGCUGCGCUGUUGGUUGAAUUUGUUUGUUUUGAGGGUUCUUUGCGAACCCGAUUCCUAAACUAAGUCAAAGUGCAUCGUAGUUCAUUGAAUCAAAACUUCAAACGCGAACCUUUCGGUGACCAGCGAUGAGAUAAAGUGAUUGUUUAUUGGCAACAGCUAUGUCAACAAUUGAAGAGCGCCGAGCGUAUCUCGACAGUCCGUACUUCAAGUCACACAUUUACGGGAACUUCUCGCCGUUCUACGCCACCAUCGCCGUCUGCACCGCGUUGGGCGUUUUCCUGCUGGUUUUGAACGCGAUCUGCACCUGUUGCUCGAAGCACCGUCAUUAUUGGAAGGAUCGCCACACAGGAAACCGGUGGCUGGUAUCCUUUUGGACAGCGACUCCGCACAAGCAGCCCCCGUUGGAUUUCACUGAGCUCCGCGACGUGAGCGAGUUUAAACCAAUUCGGCACAUCGAAGACGUCGAGCAGGCUGAAUACAUUCCCCCAGCCCAGCACCACCAACAUCAUCCACAACCGCAUCCAAGCCGAUCAUACUCCCAACACCCGCACACUCGCGAAGAAUUUGUAGAACUGCAAAAACGCGAAAGCGACAUCUAAAAUUCUAAAUUCAGGAUCUCCGAAAGGAACCCAA